AGCUGAUUUGCCUAGGAUAACUUACUGACAUAAAAAAUGAAGAUAUCUUUUAUUCUUAUUUUUGCUAUUAUUCUUAUAUUAACUCUUACUGGAGAAAUUGAAAGCAAAAAGUUUUGGAAAAAAGUGGAAAAAGUUGGAAAAAAUAUUAGGAAAGCUGCAAAAAAGACCUUACCAACAAUAGGUGGAUAUGUUGGAAUUGCUAAUCAAAUAAAGGGUGUCAAAAAUUAAUAUACAAUAUGUUUUCUACCUCCAGAAAAAUCUUUGGAAAUAAAAUAUCUUAAUAACUUUAUUGAAUUUUGGUAUAUAUUUUGAAAACAAUUAAAUUUAGAUUUAAGCUUAGAAUUAUUACUAUUUUAUAUGUAGAUAUGGGUAUUAUAUUUUUUGUAUCCCACAAAAACAUCCCACCUCAGUAAUGAUAUAGUCGGUGAUUAGUGGGAAAGGUAUGGAACGUUUGUAUGUCGUAGAAGGAACCAUGCGACACGAUCAAUAUAAAAGUAUUUUGCAGACAAGAUUGGUUCCACAAGUAAACGAAUGGUUUGGUAAAAGCCAUAAGAUAUGAAUGCAGAAUGGAGACCUUGCCAUACGACUAAAAUUAUUAAAUAAUUUUUGUUAGAACAAGAAAUUCAGCUUUUCAGACAUGAACUCCAUUUAAAAUGCCUGGCAGUGACUAAAAACAGAAUUAGCUAAUGAAAUAAUUACCAACAAGGUUCAGUUGAUAAAAACAAUUUUUUUCCAUCAUAAUCACACCAAAAGUUUAAAAUAAAUGGCUGGAAAAUGCAUAAACAGCAUGCACUGCUUAAAGCAAAGGGUAGCUUAACAAAAUAUUAUUGUUAUAGUAAAAUAUUAUAAUAAUUUACGUUGUUUUUGUU
This is a messenger RNA of Diabrotica balteata, 869 nucleotides long. Lineage: Eukaryota; Metazoa; Arthropoda; Insecta; Coleoptera; Chrysomelidae. The record is from the annotation of a GenBank genome assembly.